This is a messenger RNA of Penicillium cinerascens, 1995 nucleotides long. RefSeq lists its product as uncharacterized. The coding region runs from base 1 to 1995 and encodes 664 amino acids. The transcript is spliced from 3 exons. Gene Ontology annotation, biological process: signal transduction. The record is from RefSeq and is a predicted model, not a curated record. Lineage: Eukaryota; Fungi; Ascomycota; Eurotiomycetes; Eurotiales; Aspergillaceae.
AUGCCGUUUUUUCAGGCUCUCUUCCGUCCGGCCAGACACAACCGGCCUUCCCAUCCGACCCGUCGCACCUGGCCCCGGCUGCGUCGAUCUCGAAGAUCUGUGGUGCCGAGCCCGUCUGAACCGAUCUUGAGUGCCACUGACGAUCCAGAGUGGGACCUGAUUGACCACAGAGAGGCGAAUAGUUCCACUGCGGGGAACGCAUCGGAGACACUGCCUGACGACGAUACUCCGCCAGUCCAGACUCAGCACGAAAAGCGAAUUUCCACCAGCUCAGGAUCUGCUCGUAAUCGCGGUGCUUCCAGCGAAGCUCCUCGGUCUCCGCAUGGCUCGAAGCGUCUGAGGGACUUUGUAGCUCGCCUGCGCGGAAGCAAGUCCCAGGAUCGGUCUUCUGUGAUGUCUUUGAAGGAUGCUCUUCAACAGACUGAACCUGACGACCCCAAAUAUCCUCAGGUGACCCUUGACCCUGUCAAGAGAGACGUUAACCUUCCGAUUGCAUCCAUUGUUGAUCAAGAGGGUUUGGAGCAGAAUCGCAAUGUCAGUGCCCAGACAGCUUGCUCUCAUGAAUCCAAGGACACGGCUGUGACCGUUUGUCGACACCCAUCCCAACGUAUACCGAUGCCCCUCCAGGAAUUGAAUGAGGGCUGGCUUGCCAGCAUAAUGAACUUUUCUCAUGAGUCGGAUCAUCCUCUCGAGCCAUCGGAUCCUUUCUCUGAUGGCAAGGCCUCGGAGAUACCACGCCCGACUCGCGCAUCCGCCAAGUAUAGCGAGAAGCAGGAGAAUAGACAGUCCGAGGCUUCGCAGGAACAACUGGAACGCAAGAAUCCCGAGAGCACUUUGCAUCCAUACUCCAAGUCGCAUAUCAGCUCACGUCAUGUUUCGACACAUAGCAAUAUUUCCUCUAACAGCCAGUCCAGUCGGAGCAGUCGUCUGAGCCGGCUUGACCCAUCCAAGGCGACCGUGGCAUUCAAUGUGCUGGCCGCGAAGUUGAACCUCCCGCUUUCCAUCCCUGUUUAUGAUGCUACUACCACUGGAUCUGACGAGAAGCCAAAUGUUGGAGAAAAAUCGUCCCGGCGACACCGAUUGCUCUAUCGAGUUCGCCCAGUGCAGUCCAACAUGGCUCUGGAAAUCGAUUCCCAGCCGUCGACUCCUAAGCUGCGACGAACAAAGACCUUUGCCAGUCUCGGGCGCCGGCCGGCUCCCAUGAGUUCCCUUCAAGGCAGAUCGGUCGAGACCCUCUCACGCCUGGGAGGGCAUAGUUUCAUCGUCUUGCCCGCGGACCUGGCACCCUCUCCGCUGCAGCUACCCGCCUGUAUCGUGGCGAGUGUGAUGUACUUGAGAAAACACGGUGCCAGUACCGCCGGCCUUUUCAUCGAGCCGGGCGAAAUCAAGGCUGCCACCAGCCUGUACGACCAGUUUGCCAGUCAGGUCUUGUCGGCAGAGAAAGAUGACCCCAGAAUCGCCCUAACAAUGCGUGUGGUCGCCAUGCCUCACUCGGAGACCAACCCACAGCCGGGGAUCGUGCUCAGCGUGGGCUGGGUACUCAAGGCCUUGCUAGCAGGACUGCCAGGUGGCAUUCUCGGCUCUACUCGUCUUUGGGAGGCUCUGAAAGCCAUUUAUUAUUCCGAAACUCCUGCGCCUUCCCGAGUCCGCCUUAUCACGCUCGCCAUUAUCGCAUUGACCAACGAGAUGCAGUGUGCGCUUAUCUGCGCAAUUUUUGGACUGCUCACGGGCAUGUUGCAGGAGAUGCAGCGCAUCGAACAGCGGGAACUUUCCGGGAAUGCCCUCCGACCGGUGGCAAGCUUGACAGAUGCCGACAGGCUGGCCCGGGUGUUCGGUCCGCUGUUGAUCGGAACAGGCGGUCGAGGUAGUGUCGGGCAGGACAAAGUGGAACGAGAGGUCGAGGAGCAGCGCGUGGCGGGGCUGCUACUUGAACACUGGCACGGCGUAAGCCGCAAGUUGCGCGAAUGGGCGAGCGUGUCGGGGAUUCAGCAUUGA